UGCUCGAAACUAAAUAGGCAAAAUCUCAGCUCACGCGUGCCCUAUUGUUUUGUGUGUGUGGUGUUUUGCGCACACACAAUCACACUCACACUCACACACACGCUCUCUCUCUCUCUCUCUCUCUCUCUCUCUCUCUCUCUCUUUGUCAACUCAGUAUCUGUAAUACUAGCAUUACUAUAUACCCCACUCUUAUAAUUGCUCCUUCUCCCCCACCUUCCCCGACCCAUAAACCAGCAACAUACCAGUCAAACCAUAAAAGCCCAGAAAACACCCACCCCUUUCACGUCCCGGUACAAACCUUACUAAUAGAUGAGCUCAUCGCAGUCCAACAGUCCCCCUCCUCCCCCCUUGCCGACCACCUUGAGUGCGCCGAACAAAACUCUCGCGUCAACAAAACCAUCAAGACGUCCAUCCACAUUUUCAAAUUCGCCAGUGUCUCCCAAUUCACCUUUAGCCCGAUCACCCACGUCGCCACUUACUCGGACUCUUUCAAGUGACCUGCCUGAUACAACCACCUUCUCUCAGCUUUCUCCGCCUCUUCACCACCACUACCACAACAACAACCAGCAGCAGCAACAGCAACAGCAGCAUUUACAACACCAACACCAACAACCGAUCGCUACAACUACCGCCAACUCCAUCAAGCAAACGAUUGCUUCAACUACCUCAUCGUUCCUGAGACGACCUUCCGAAACAUUAUUCAACCCAGCUCAAACAGUGGCACUCAAAACCUUAGCAUCGCCUGUACCUCUCAAUCCAAACGAUCCUUCAUUUUGGACAACACUCUUAAGAACCACCAAGUUUCUGCCAACACUUUCACCGAACGACACAUACGAUCUGGAAAUGGCUACUGUUAGCUUAUCUAUUGAAUUAGGUAUGACAUGACUCGCUUUACCAAACUGCAAAAAAGAAGAAAUCCCUUGAUUAAAAGGAUAUUACUAUGUAUUAGCUGCCAAUAACGUUCGAACACGAAAUUUUAACAAGCUCGUGCUUCAUUUGCUCAGUCAAAUUCAACAUAUUAAAGAGACCAAGCCAGAGUAAGAUACCAUCACCAUUACGGAGAGGAUUGCGAGACAGUAAAAGAGAAGGCUUGAGGAAGUUGCCAAGGGAAACCAAAGAGUCGAUCCCG
Molecule: messenger RNA, 1129 nt
Organism: Zychaea mexicana
Lineage: Eukaryota; Fungi; Mucoromycota; Mucoromycetes; Mucorales; Lichtheimiaceae
Exons: 3
Coding region: 310-885 (191 amino acids)
Source: RefSeq, a predicted model, not a curated record